CUAUCCCUCAAACCUAGCAACUUUCUUAGUAAAUCUAUAUUAGCCGGGGAAAAUGAAAAAAAAUCUUCUUGCAUGGCUAUUUAUCAUCCUAAGUGUACAAGUCCUAUCAAGCUUGGCUUUUGAGGAUCCUGUUAUGUUCAGACGAGACCUUCAUGCAUGUGCAGGGGUAAACAGCACAAUGAUCAGUUCUCAAGGAGAUGGUAAUGACAGAGAGAAUAUGGUAACGCAUGAAAUUGUCUAUUCAAUAAAGGGAGUGAGAGGGAGGGGAUCUAAUGGUGGUGGCGGUGGAAAUGUAAUUCAUCAUCCACGUCCCAGUGAAAGAAGUGCGGUGUUUGUUCUAAACAAACCCUCUAUAUUCAUCACAACAAGUACUGUUUGUGCAAGCUUUGGUUUGCUUCUUUCUAUUCCCUUCUGAUUCCUCGAGGUGAAGCUGAGAUAUAAAAAAUUUAGAAGCUUAAAUAGGAUAGAUGGGUUUUUGUCUCUGUAUGUGCCAAUUAUCUUCCUUGUGCUUGUGGGAAUUGUGAG
This is a messenger RNA of Ilex paraguariensis (yerba mate), 525 nucleotides long. The record is from the annotation of a GenBank genome assembly. NCBI's taxonomy places the organism in Eukaryota, Viridiplantae, Streptophyta, Magnoliopsida, Aquifoliales, Aquifoliaceae.